UGUGAUGUCAAAUGUGGACAAGAGAUCGCGUGCCAAAGUUAUAACUACAAUCGAAAAUACCAAAUAUGUGAACUAAAUAACCGCACCAAGGAGGCGAGACCAGAGAAUCUCCUUUCAGCCCCUCGUGGUUUUACAUCAGGCGAUUGAACGGCAGAGGUAAGAAGUCAGAAGUCUAUGUGUCUCGCUGAUUUUUGUUUCUCUAGAUUUUCUUCAUACUUUGCCAACCUUUUUUUCUCUCUCACCUAUAAUUGAGAAAUAAGAGUAGGAAUAAAACAUAACUCCUAUUUUUACUGCAGCUCCUUUAGGUUCUAUCCCCGAAUUACCAGCGAUAUCCUGUCUCGAAAUAAAGGCGAGUGAAGGUAAAAAAACCAUUAGCGGGAAGUACUGGCUGGAUCCAACAGGCACAGGGAAGGCGAUAUUGAUUAACUGUGAGAUGGCUAGCGGAGGUAGGUCUUUUUCUUUUACGAGUUAACUUAAUUUUACCGCAAAAUUAUAGUAAUGUUAUUUUUAUUGUUAUCACUAUGAUUUGUUUGUUUAAUAUCAGUUUUAGCGUGGAUACCCUUUUUACUUCGUUUUACUUUAUUCAUUGCUUUCAUUCUAAAUUCUAGAUAUGGAUGAAUGUAAAUAUAACAUCAGUGACUGCGAUGCGAAUGCAAACUGCACUAAUACGUACAGUUCUUACAAAUGCACAUGUAAAGCUGGAUACACUGGCGAUGGACACGCAUGUUCAGGUACAGUUAAUUUUCCUCACCCAAGAUGACCAUGAAUGUGUUUCUCCAUUAACUGUUUUAGCUCACCUCUAUGCGAAGUUUCCUCGUGAUACUGAGUUCAGCUACAGAUUAAAGCAGAAUUUACAGUUUUGACGUAGUUAAUGAAUGCAGGAAUAAGCACAAGCACUUGCAUCGGAGACAAAGGAAACAUGUUUAACACUGUGUUAUGUACAUAUUAUUUUGAGUGAAGCGAUGCUAAAAAGACUUGUGACAUUAAUACGAAAUAAACCAAAGAAAGUUAUCGUCAACAUCAUUGCCGAAAAAUUACCAUCAUCAUCCACCAUCAUCUCGUCACCAUCACUUUGACCAUCAUCAUUACGAACACUUUUGUUUACAUAUAUCGAUGAAUGCAGCGAGAAAAUCCAUGUUUGUGAUGUGAAUGCAAAGUGCACUAAUACUAAUGGCUCUCAUAACUGCACUCGUUACUCCUCUCCGACAAAGAAAAUAGGCCCGCAUUUGCACGCCACGUUAGAUUAGCUCUAGCAUCAGACAGAAUCAUUUGGCACAAGUAAGCCAUGUUUAUUCCCGUGGGUAGCGCCCCCAUCUCCAGUUUCUAUUUUGUAAAUCAGAAACCUUUAUUCUAUUUUUUAUAAUAUAUUUCGGGCUGUUACACUACUAAGAAAGUAAGAGUCCUUGAGUGAAUUUUAGCGGCAAAAUAGUUUCUCACGAAGUUUCGACCAAACUUCGGUCAUUAACAAUUGAAUAAUAACAAUGUCACUAUGAAUAAUUGGUGACAUCGACACCAUUGUAUUGACCCUUUCACUCCCAAAAUCACAUGAGUAUUUCUCCUUACUGUCUGCUAUAGAAUUUGUAGGAUGCUAGCUCUGUGAAUUUGGUAGUGAAUCAACUAAUACAUUGUACAAAAAAGAGAUGAGUAAAGUGCUGAAGACAAUGGCGACAUCGACACCAUUGUAUUGGCCCUUUCACUCCCAAAAUCACAUUAGUAAUUCUCCUUACUGUCUGCCAUAUAAUUUGUAGGAUGCUAGCUCUGAAAUCUUGAUCCAUAGUCAGUGACGUUAGGAGGUCCCGUUGUCCUAUUGGUCUGCGGUUCUAGGAGGCGAGAUAAUCGCCUGGCUGUUUGCGAAUCCUUAUGAGCCAAAAUCUCGCAUUUGAGUUUGGGAGGAAUACAACCACUUUGAGUGAAUUUAUGGGGUGUGUGGAUUUUACCGAUUUUUGACAAUGGCAAACGAAAGUGUGUCGGUAAAUUUUGAUAUUUGAAAUAUUUGUCCCGUGGCGACCAUUUACGCAACACGACUCGCGUAUUUUUAGCUAGCCCAAUAUAAAGGUGCCGAUAUUUAGAAAAUCAAUCAGAAUGUCGAAAAAAGCUUACAUACUUUUAUUUAUUGAUACCUUGUGAAUAACACUGUGCAGCCAAUUAGAUCGUACUGCGGUAUCCCAUACCCAAUAAAUUCAAUAGAAGAACCUUCAGUCGUUUCACGCCUUACCGGCUCCUCACACUUCCGUAAAAGAAAAGUCGCUUAAAUUCUAUUUUCAGCGUAAACUACAUUUUCAUGCUUUCUUCUGAUAUAUAGUUUGCUAGGAUUUUAGUGAAACUAGUGAACGUAAUUUUUCCCGAAGGACACACCCGAAGGUGGGAAGUAAUAAACUUAAUGCUGAUGACUUCUUAGGUAGUGUUCCUGACUUUUAAAUGAACAAUUUUGGAGACUGAUACGUGCUUCUGCCUUAAAAUUAACCUUUUCACAAAGAUUGACAGAAGCAUGAAAAUGAAAUCGCUCGUUUGGCUCUGAACCCUGUGCACAGAGUGGAUAUGUUAGUGAUUUUCCAUGGCACUACGUUUUGUUGACGCUUAGGAUAUAUUUGAGUGAAAAAAGUUGAAAAUUAUUAUCAUCAAGUUAAAAUAGUCAAGAUAAUACGAGUGCCCUGAUUGGUCAAAAAACAAUCGUUAAUUGCACCUGUAAAUCCAUGAAAAUUAAAAUUUAUGUUAUUAUAGUAACAGACAGCACUCUCUAUCAGUUAACUAGCGUAGUAAACGUCUCCAGAUGUUGGGAAACCAUUCGGAAAAAAAAGUAAAUCACUCACCUCCAGCUCGGAAUUACAAACUUUUCUUGUGUUCUCACAACAUCCCGCGUGGGUUAUCUCGCCAGUAAAUUGAUAGAAUAAGCGAUGAAUAUAGGGGGUAAGUUUCUAAAGAAACUCUGAUGCUGCGUCGGUGGGGGAGUAUAACAAAAUAAUUUAGUAUUAUAAACUGAGUUGGUAACGUAAAUUGGCCACCGUUUAUAGUUUUAAAGCUGAUGCUCGAAACGUCAGCUUCGUAAUUCUUUACGGUGGCCAAUUUACAUUAUCGACUCAGUUGAUGAAACCAAACUAUUUCACUUAUCAGAUUCAUGACAAAUGCGAAAAUAUAAUAAAACAAAAGGGAAUUCUCGAUAAUCAGAUCCAUGACAAAUUCGAAAAUAUAUUAAAAAAAUUAAAAAAAAAGGGAGUUCCAGUAGAGGUACAAAGAACUCAGGCUUUGAUGGGCGAUUUAAGCGAGAGGAAACAACUCUUUUCAGUGCCAUCACUUCAUUUUAGCUCCUUUGUACAUCAUCAUUGUCCAAGGCAAAUCCUUCUUCAAAAUUUACUGAAUGCAUAGUUGUUCUUUUAAAACACAAGUCCUGUCUGCUUGUUGUCGAACUGAUUUAUUAGAAAAAUUUCAACAAAAAUAUGUUACCUUUGAUAGGCCGACCCAUGUUAUAAUUAUCAAAAUCUAGAAUAGAAAGAGCAGUUACGCUACACCGUAGUUUGGUCCAGUGUUUUGUGAUGAAUUACCCCCCGAAAGAUAGUAUUGUUUUGUGGGAGCUGCAGGAACAAGCCAGUUGUUUCAGAGCUGUCAGCUUGUUAAGUUGAAAUAUUCACAAUGAAAUAUAUGUUUGAAACAUCUGAUUUGUGAAACACACAAAAAAGGAAACUUUGUUUUAUUAUUUAUAAUUAUCAAAGUAAUUACACGACUGAGAGUCCGCCCAUUUUUAAAGUGACAAUAAUAAAGUACAUAUGUGUUUUCUCAGAUAUUGACGAAUGUAAAGGAAAUCACUCUUGUCACGUGAAUGCUACCUGCACGAACACCAACGGAUCCUAUGUUUGUGAAUGCCGCUCUGGAUUUAAUGGAAAUGGUCAAGACUGCACAGGUGAAUUUAAUCUUUUUGCUGUAAUAUUUAGAAUAUUCCUACUCGAAUCUAACCUGACGCUGCUGAGGUGGUCACUGUGGGCCAUAUUAUUAGGUUGUCAUAUGUAAACGAUACUGGCUGUGCCUUAAGUCUGCCUAGAGCUGUCUUUUAAUGCGCUGUCUGAGAAAGAAGGAGCUUAAAUUUGGAUCCAGCUGAAUUCAUUUGGUUAAUAUCACUGUUUUAGCCUCUUGGAGUGAUGCUAUCCUACACAUGAACUACUUGACCCCUUAAUUAAUGCAUAGUCAUUUUUCUUGUUGAGUACAAAUUUCAUCUCUGAUUGGCGAGCUGCCAGAACUAUAAUAUAUUAGUAAAAGAUCUUGAACCAUUCAUUUAAUACUCACAGUCCUUUUGCAAAUUUCAUUUCACUUCGUAGCCGAUCCUUGCUAUCAUUAUCAAAACCUGAGUGAAGCCAAUAGAAAGAAAACUUACGCAACACCUUACGCUCCAGGAUUGUGUGACAAACAACUCCCUGAGGGAUGGUAUCGUUUUGUGGGAGCUGCAGGAACAAAAAUGCCAACAACGCGUGUGCCAGCAUUCAGAUGUGGUACAUACUGGUCAGGCUGGUUGAAUGGUACUCAUCCUACAGUGGAAGAUGGUGAAGUUCGAAGAAGAGUCUGCUUUAGCGAUCGCAUUACUGGUUGCAAACAAUUAAAAGAUAUUUUUGUAAAAAACUGUGGAUCCUACUUCAUCUACAAACUUCUAAAGUCCAGUUAUUGUAACUCGCGCUACUGUGGUACAGACUAG
Molecule: messenger RNA, 4678 nt
Organism: Pocillopora meandrina
Lineage: Eukaryota; Metazoa; Cnidaria; Anthozoa; Scleractinia; Pocilloporidae
Source: the annotation of a GenBank genome assembly